AUGCGAUACCUCAUUGCGUUCCUCACACUUCUGACGGCGGUCAACGCCCAAUUCGGGGGCUUCUUCGACCAGAUGUUUGGCGGCGGCGGCGGCAACGGCCACCCACACGAAGCUCACCAGCAAGGAAGCCAGCAGGCGCCUAACAACCCGAGCGACGCAUCGCUUUUCCGACAACGUUACGAGCACUCCAACUGCGACAAGUUCCUCUGCCCCGACACACUGGCCUGCGUGCACUUCCCUCACCAUUGCCCGUGCGCCUUCGACUCACACCAGGAAAAGUUCGAGCUCGCCGAGGGCCAGAGGAUAUGCGUCUCAAGGAGCGGAUUCAAGCCAGGCGAGACCGCUCGAAAAAUCGAGCUGGCGCGGAAGGGCUUGCUGUAG
Molecule: messenger RNA, 381 nt
Organism: Clonostachys rhizophaga
Lineage: Eukaryota; Fungi; Ascomycota; Sordariomycetes; Hypocreales; Bionectriaceae
Source: the annotation of a GenBank genome assembly